Metschnikowia bicuspidata var. bicuspidata NRRL YB-4993 is the source of this 1303-nucleotide messenger RNA. RefSeq lists its product as uncharacterized. The transcript has a single exon. The record is from RefSeq and is a predicted model, not a curated record. The coding region runs from base 162 to 995 and encodes 277 amino acids. Lineage: Eukaryota; Fungi; Ascomycota; Pichiomycetes; Serinales; Metschnikowiaceae.
CCAGCUUCUGCACCCAAGCUCAUAACCCGGCUAUCUGCAUGAUGUCAUCGUUCUCCAGGUCUCCGGGCAGUGCGCACUUGGUCCAAAAAAUGCGGAGGCAACCUGAAAAUGCUCAAUCAAGCCUCUCUCCACCUCAUCGAUUAAACAGCUGAAAACAAGAAAUGUCUGUACAUCAACCUCCACCAUACUCUCCAGUAAAUGACAAGCUGGCUUCCAAAUCUGCGCCUGUUCGCAACGUGCCUCGGGCGGUCACCACCAGCCUGAUUCCCGAGUCCCAAUUAAGUGCCCUCAAAGGCUACGAUAUUGUGUACCUUGUAGAUGACAGCAGCCUGAUGGCAUGGCGGGAAAAAAUCUCUGGCAUCGUGCCAUGGCCCAGUGCACGUGACGCCUUGGUGUCCUUCAGCAAUUUGUGUGCCGAAUGGGACGACGACGGCCAGGAUAUAUAUUUCAUCAAUAGGCCACAAGGCCUUAAGGGAUGCACGCCAGACGAAAUAGCACAUGCGUUUGACAGUGCGCCUCCCUCGGGACUGACAAACAUGGGCCGCAAGCUCCAGCAGAUUGCCUAUGAAUAUUUCAAGGAUUUUGACCCCAUUCAGACAAAACCCGUGAAUAUCAUCGCCAUCACAGACGGCGAGUUCACGGAUGAUGUCGAGACCGUGGUGCGGUGGAUCGUAAAGAACUUAGAGAAGAAGAACGCCCUUGCCAACUCUUUUGGAAUCCAAUUUGUGCAGAUUGGCGCCGAUAUCAAAGCGAAGAAACACCUCGAAUACUUGGAUGACAAUCUUUCUGAUCUCUCGCGUGACAUUGUCGAUACCGUGCCCUGGUUGGAACAUAGAGUCGACGGCCGAGGCUUCGACGGAAAGUAUCUUUUGAAGGCUGUUUGUGGCGCCAUCAACAAGAAGUUGGACAAUGAUAACAUGAACACACGCAAGAAAAGUGGCCCAGACAAGCAAAAGAGACCGGGGACUUUCCGAAGACUAUUCGGUCGUUCUUGAGAAGCUCGAGAGAAAUCCUGAAGAGCAAGAAAAGUGCUUCCUAGGCUUUAGCUUAUAAAUCAGCCUGUCUUUGGGGCCGGCUGAUGAUGUUUAAUUCUCGUCUUUCAAACUCACCGGAGAGUUCCUAUCUCUCGGGACUGGAUUUGAAACACACUGUUUUUUUCUUUCAUAAUUUUGGCGGAUGCGUUUCUUUCCCCCGAUCAAUUCUUGAGAUUCUGCCUCGAUGAAAUAAUGCAGGCUGUUUGCAACAUAAUUAUAUAUAAAGCGUUUCGCCCGAAGCUUGCUUCCAUCAAUAAACACUUUUCGAG